Nycticebus coucang (slow loris) is the source of this 687-nucleotide messenger RNA. It is a transcript of the gene ATP5PD, whose product is annotated as ATP synthase peripheral stalk subunit d. Gene Ontology annotation, biological process: proton motive force-driven ATP synthesis. NCBI's taxonomy places the organism in Eukaryota, Metazoa, Chordata, Mammalia, Primates, Lorisidae. Bases 140 to 625 code for a protein of 161 amino acids. Gene Ontology annotation, molecular function: proton transmembrane transporter activity. The record is from RefSeq and is a predicted model, not a curated record. The transcript is spliced from 6 exons.
CCCAUCCUUAGUGGCUGAUCUGCGGAGCAAGGCUCGCUCCUUUGGCUUUGAGAUUGGCUGAGAGGAGGUCUUCCGAUGACGCACUUCCGUUACUUGCUGCUGUGGACUGUGGCUGUCGGGGUCGGUGAAGGAUUCCAAGAUGGCUGGGCGAAAACUUGCUCUAAAAGCUAUUGACUGGGUAGCUUUUGGAGAGAUCAUACCCCAAAAUCAAAAGGCUAUUGCUAAUUCCCUGAAAUCUUGGAAUGAGACCCUCACCUCCAGGUUGGCUACUCUACCUGAGAAUCCACCAGCUAUUGACUGGGCUUACUACAAGGCCAAUGUGGCCAAGGCAGGCUUGGUGGAUGACUUUGAGAAGAAGUUUACUGCCCUGAAGAUUCCUGUACCAGAGGAUAAAUACACUGCCCUAGUGGAUGCUGAAGAAAAAGAAGAUGUGAAAAGUUGUGCUGAGUUUGUGUCUCUCUCGAAGGACAGGAUUGUGGAAUAUGAGAAACAGCUGGAGAAAAUGAGGAACAUGAUUCCAUUUGAGCAGAUGACCAUUGAGGAUUUGAAUGAAGCCUUCCCAGAAACCACAUUAGACAAGAAGAAAUAUCCCUAUUGGCCUCACCAGCCAAUUGAGAAUUUAUAAAAUAGAGUCUGGGACAAAGUUCUGGCCCUAUGUUACACAAUGCGGACAGUAAAAAUAAAAAU